This is a messenger RNA of Phytophthora sojae, 303 nucleotides long. RefSeq lists its product as hypothetical. Lineage: Eukaryota; Oomycota; Peronosporomycetes; Peronosporales; Peronosporaceae. The transcript has a single exon. Bases 1 to 303 code for a protein of 100 amino acids. The record is from RefSeq and is a predicted model, not a curated record.
AUGUGCGACUGCAACUGCAAGCUGGACUGCAGCGGAUGCGACUGCGAUUGCUGCGACUGCGGCUGCUGUGACGGCGACUGGGGCUGCUGCGAGUGCGUCGGUGCGUUCACGAGCUGCUUCCGCUGCACCUGCGGCUGCGAGUACAACGACUGCUGCUUCAACGACGCCGACUCGAGCGAGUCUUUCUCGUGGGCAACGCGGAGAGCGUCCAGUUCAAGCUUCCCCGACGUCGCUCCGUUCCCGAUCAUGCUCUCACCGACGAUCAAGCGCGCGUCCAAGUGGCUGCACCACCAUUUCGACUAA